CUAAUGAGAGCGCCUAGUAAGCGUCGUUUUGGACCAAAAAUGGUCAAACCCGACCUACCACGUCACUAAACCAGCCAUGUCAUACACCCAACCCACUAACCCUACCCACCAACCCAACUCUAGCCCACUUAACAAAACAAAAUUGAAAAAGCUCCAACUCAUUCUCCUCCACUUCACCGCCGUCUUCCCCAAUGAAACAACAUCAGCAGCAAUUGCAAGAUCAUCACGAUUAGAAGGCCCCUUCGAGGUCUCCCCCGAAGGCAUCGUGAAAUUCAAGGAGAAAGAUGGCAUCGACUACGCCGUCCUCACCGUCCAGCUCCCCGGAGGCGGGAGGGUCCCUUUCCUCUUCACGGUGAAGCAGCUCGUUGCUUCUGGAAAACCAGAGAGCUUCAGCUGCGAGUUUUUGGUUCCCAGGUACAGAGGGUCGUCGUUCUUGGACCCAAAGGGCAGAGGCGGGUCCCAGGGUUAUGACAACGCGGUGGCGUUGCCCCCGGCGGGAGAGGGGAUGAGGAAGAGUUGGCGAAGGAGAAUGUCAAGAACGCGGCGGUGUCGAAGGGGAAGAUUACAUUGAGCGUGACCAAGAGCAAGUCGGAGACUGGGGAGGUGAUUGGGGAUUUUUUAGAACAUUCAGCCGUAGGACACCGAUUUGGGCGCCUCAAGGAUGUGAGGAUUCAGGGGGUUUGGUAUGCUCAGCUUGAUUAACUAGAGAGGAGAGGUUGAUGAUGAAAAACUUUUGUUUCAUUGGGGAAGCGGCGGUGAAGAAGAGGAGAACGAGUUGGAGCUAGGGUUUUCCAAUUUUUUUUUGUUAAAGUGGGCUACGGUUGGGCUACGGUUGGGUUAGUGGGUAGGGUUAAUGGGUUGGGUGUAUGACAUGGUGGGUUUAGUGACGUGGCGGGUCGGGUUUGACCAUUUACGGCCCAAAACGGCGCUGAUUAGGCAAUUCUGUUUGCCACAUCAGCACUUAACGGACUUCAUUAACGGAGUUGGACGGAGACUAACGGAGAGUGACUAAAUGUGACCUGUUUCA
Molecule: messenger RNA, 1027 nt
Organism: Linum trigynum
Lineage: Eukaryota; Viridiplantae; Streptophyta; Magnoliopsida; Malpighiales; Linaceae
Source: the annotation of a GenBank genome assembly